This is a messenger RNA of Momordica charantia (bitter melon), 1912 nucleotides long. RefSeq names its product cruciferin (DUF506). NCBI's taxonomy places the organism in Eukaryota, Viridiplantae, Streptophyta, Magnoliopsida, Cucurbitales, Cucurbitaceae. The record is from RefSeq and is a predicted model, not a curated record.
CCCCUUUCGUUGUUCGUUCCGUCCACCGUCCUUUGGAUCCUUUGGGUUUUGCAGGAAAAAAAGGCAUCAUCAUUUUUUGGUCUCUCUUUUUCAGCUCUUUAUUUCUUCUCUACCCAUUUGGAUCGUAUUUCAAGAACCAAGCGGCCGAUAAUACCAAUUACCCGUAAUCCAAUUUUUCUGAUUGGUGCAAAAUCGGAAACGCGCAAAUUCAAUUUUCCCCCCCUUUUUGUGUUCAAUCGUGAAUACGACGAUGAAUUUCGCUAAUCCAGGGGAUGGGAAAGGGCAUUUGUGAUUUCAAUCAGAGGGCCGUGGGAAGCUGGAGAGGUACAGGGAUAGUGGUAAAACAGAAGGUUUUGUGGCCCCGGAGAUGGACUGCCGGGUAUGCGUUCCGGGUGGGGAUUUAUGGGUCAAGGUAGGCGGCCGCGGUGGAGGCGGAAUCGGACUCGGGGGUGUGGCUCAGAUGGGAGGUUUUAGCCAUGAGAGCGAGCACGAUUUGGCUCUCAUGGUCAGCGAUUUCUUAGAAAAUGGGAGCGGUGGGGCCGAGUCUUGGUGUAGCAGCGAUAGCGAUUCUGGUGUCUCUGAUCUUCCUUAUCUUGCCGAGAAGAUUCUGUUCUAUAAAAAUCCAGUAUCCCAAUAUGAAAGUGAUUUGCUUUCGGUGGUUCACUCGCUCACGUUGUCGAUGAAUGAGAAGGAUUUGCACAUUAACAAUUCUGCUCCUUGCAACGCCAGUUGCAUUCGCUUUUCUUUGGUAAAGCUACUGAGACUCUCAGGUUAUGAUGCUGCUGUAUGUGCAACCAGAUGGCAGGGUGCUGGCAAGGUCCCUGGAGGAGAUCAUGAGUAUAUUGAUGUCGUUAACUACAGCUCUGGAAGCUCAGAGAGACUGAUUAUCGAUAUCGACUUCCGAAGCCAUUUUGAAAUAGCCAGGGCAGUUGAAUCGUAUGAUAGGAUAUUGAAUUCACUUCCCGUAAUCUAUGUUGGCUCUUCAGCACGGCUUAAGCAGUUUCUUCAAAUCAUGGUUGAAGCUGCGAAGUCUUCGCUUAAGCUAAACUCCAUGCCACUUCCUCCAUGGCGAUCCCUGGCAUACUUGCAAGCCAAAUGGCAGUCACCAUGCCAGAGAACGGUUAGUCCAGAAAAACAGCAGCAGUUGGGGAGCAGAGACAUUCUGAACCACAAGCAGUGCAGUGGGCAUUUGAAGAGACUUCAGUCAGUUCUCCAAUCGGAGAUCGAAUCAGAUCGGUUUUUGAGGCCAGUGAAUGGCGAUAACAUUAGGAAGAUAAAGCCUGAGAGGCGACGACACUCGUUGUUGAGAGCCGUUUGAGAUUGUGUACAGACGAGAAGGAGAAAUUUUGAGGAGGAGACGAAGAAUUGUGUACCGCGGAUUUUGAUAUUUUUUUGGUUGUUGGGUAUGAGUAUGAAAUAAGUGUGAACCCGGAUGGAGAUGGUGAUGGUGAAGGUGUGAGGUUCAUGCAGCUGCAAAAUGUAGAGGAAAUAAAAGGGAAAAGAAGGGUGCGACUGGGGAAAUUUCAGCUUCAUUUUGGGGAGUGGUUCUGGGUUUGCUCCUGGCUCCAUUUUUAUGCAGCAGCAGAGCAAGCAAACGUUGAUGUGAUGAUGGAUGGAUGGAAUACAAUUACAAUUUACGAUUACGAUUACGAUUACAAAUCACAACCAACGACAGGGAAAACACUGCUUGGUUCUUAUUUUGGGCUUCCUUAUACAAAAUAGAAUUAGAAAAUUAAUUCUUUUUGCCUUUUUUCUCUCCCGUAUUCCGUGCCUGUUGUUUUUGUGGGCUUUUGGGAACUCUUCAUUUUUAUCUCAUAUAUGUAUUUUAAUUAUUUUAUUUUAUUUUAUUUUUUUUAUUUAUUAAUUUAUUACUCUGUUAAAUGAAGCUGAACCCAUAGUAACGCCAUUUUCA